GGAAUGCUGGUUAUUCUACCUCAUACAAAGACGGGGAAACUUGAAGCACAAAUUCUACAAUCAGAAUGCUACUUUCGAAUUACACCUGCCACGGGGACAUAACUUUUAGCCACGCGCAAUAAGAAAAAACUAUAUUCUCAUUAGAUAUACUCGUGUAAAUUGUGCAUUUAAAAAACGAUUGGUAGCCUAUGUAAAAGAUGUCUGAGACAUCUUCAGUCAACUCUGGGUCCAGCCAGCGACUCUUGCAGCUGUCUCUGAAGGGUGAAUGGAUUGCGCUCGAGCAAACAAUCAAAGGGUUGGACAAGGGAGACCCAGAACUAACCGUAAUCGAUGAGGAGUCUGGCUUGAGUCUCCUGAUGAUUGCAGUGAGGGAGAACCGCCUGUCUGCAGUAGACAGACUACUGGAGUUAGGAGGCAGCCCUAGUGAAAGGACAAAGGAUGGCAGGACUGCAUUGCAUGUAGCUGCAGCACACUCCAAGGAAGACAUUGUGAAGCUCCUGGCCAGAAAGGCAGAUCCUGACUCACUAGGAGGGCCCAAGGACCAGCUACCUCUCCACUUUGCUGCCUCCCGAGCCACCCCAUCCCUCGGUACCAUCCAGACACUGCUAAAAUUCUCCAGCAAAGAGGCCCGGCUCGUACCAGACAAGGAUGGCUGCAUUCCACUGCUCUUAGCCGUCGAAGCCGGGAAUGUUGGAAUCGUUAGGGAGCUCCUUGGAACUCUAUCUGAGCCUCAGCUUAGGGCUCAGAAAACAGGGAGUGGAGAUGCAGCUCUCCAUGUCUGCUGCCGAAAGACGGACCUGGAGAUAGCCAAAGUCCUCAUUGAGAAUGGGGCCAAUGUAGACAUCCAAAAUGAGGAAGGACAGACUCCUCUCCACAUAGCUGCCUGGGAGGGAGAUGUGCUGCUGCUGAAACUGUUCUACCAGAGCAAGGCCAACCCUAAUGUCACUGACAAGAUGGACAGGUCACCUCUGCACAUCGCUGCAGAGCGUGGCCACACCAACGUGGUGGAGGUCCUCACAGAGAAGUUCAAGUCCAACGUGCUGGCCAGAACUAAGGAUGGCAGCACCCUGAUGCAUGUGGCCUCCCAGUGUGGACACCCAGAGACCGCCCUCACCUUCCUGAAGAAAGGGGUCCCACUGCACAUGCCCAAUAAGUCAGGUGCAAUGUGUCUCCAUGCUGCAGCCAAGCAAGGUCACACAGCUGUAGUGAAGUCUCUUCUCCUGAAGGGGGCACACGUGGACAGCACCACUAAAGACGGCCUGACGGGCCUACACAUCGCUGUGCAGAACUGCAAGCCCCUCGUGGUGCAGAUGCUACUGGGCUUUGGGGCUCAGGUCCAACUCAAUGGAGGCAAGGCCCAGGAGACCCCGCUGCACAUCGCUGCCAGAGUGAAGGAGGGGGAAAAGGUGGCUGAGAUGCUGCUGAAGAGUGGGGCUGAUGUCAACGCAGAGCAGGAGAAUGGGGAGACGGCAAUGCAUGUUGCUGCUCGCCACGGUGGACUGCGUAUGAUGAGAGCCCUGAAAGAGGAGGGAGGAGACCUCACCUGGAGAUCUAAGGCUGGAGAGAACCCUCUCCAUGUCGCUGUGCGCCACUGUCAUGCCCAUGUGGUGGAGGACAUUCUCACCUAUCUGACCAGUGAGAGAAGCCGUGAGGAAGCCCAGUGCUGUGUGAGCCAGGGGAACAGGAAAGGGGAGACAUCGUUGCACUUGGCUGCUGAGCUGCAGAAGGAGAGUGUCCACAGAGAAGGAGAAGACGUACACAUUAUCAAGACUCUGAUGGAAUAUAAUGCAGACAUCACUGCAGCAACCAGAGAGUCCUGUGAGACUCCCUUUCACUACUGUGCCAGAGUGGGCAACACUGACGUCCUACAGGAGAUGCUCAACAGUGUUCCCUCCAGUCGCCUGCAGAUGGCAGUCAACAAGCACUCCAAGAAUGGCUGGUCCCCGUUGUUAUUGGCUUCUGAGAGAGGUCACACAGAGGUUGUUAGAAUCCUGCUUCAGAACCACGCCAGGGUGGACGUCUUUGAUGAGGACGGCAAGGCAGCUCUCCACUUGGCAGCAGAGCGGGGCCACGAGGACAUUGCUGACAUUCUGCUGUCCCAUAAGGCCUUUGUGAACGCCAAGACCAAGCUGGGCCUCACUCCACUACACCUGGGGGCCCAGAACGGCUCUGCCAGCCUGGUCAGACAACUGGUGGAGACACACCUGGCCAGCAUCGACGCUCUCUCUCUGACUAAGCAGACUCCUCUCCACCUCGCUGCCAUCAGUGGACAGCUGGAUGUGUGCAGCAGCCUGCUGCAUCUCAGAGCAGACAUCACUGCCACAGACAUACACGGCCAGACGCCCCUCCACCUGGCUGCAGAGAACGACCAUUCUGAGGUGGUCAAGCUGUUCCUGAAGCACCGUCCAGAGCUGGCCACCCUGGCCAACGUGGAGGGGGCCACCUGCACCCAUAUCGCUGCGGCCAAGGGCAGCCUGGCCGUCAUCAGGGAGCUGCUCAAGUUCAAACAGGGGGGAGUGACCACGCUGAGUAACAAGACCAAUGGCUCCUGUCCUCUGCACCUGGCGUCUGCUGGGGGACACACCGAGGUGGUGAAGGUCCUCCUGGAGGCUGGGGCGUCUGUAGCUGAAGAGGACGCAGAAGGGAUGACAGCCAUUCACUUGGCAGCCAAGAACGGUCACACACACAUCAUGGACGUGCUGAAGGGAAGCAUCUCCUUUAAGAUCACCAGCUCCAAGACAGGGUUGACUGCGUUGCAUGUAGCAGCCCGUUUUGGUCAGGUGGACUUUGUCUCAGAGAUCCUUACCAAGGUGCCGGCCACCAUGCGCAGUGACAUCCCAAACAGUAACAGUAGGGAGGGAAUACCAGUGCAGCAGCCCCCUUCAGAGUCAGGAUACACUCCCCUGCACCUGGCUGCCCAGUCUGGCCAUGAGAGUGUGGUGAGAUUGCUGCUCAACUCCCCUGGUGUACAGGCAGACAAAGUGACAGACAUACAGGGCUCCACCCCCCUUCACCUGGCAGCCCAGAGUGGUCACAUGUCUGUGGUGGGGCUGCUGCUGAGCCGCUCCAGCUCUCUGCUGCACCUGAGGGACAAGCAGGGCCGCACCUGUCUGCACCUGGCCUCCGCCAGCGGCCACGUGGCCAUGGUCAGAGUGCUGCUGGGCCAGGGGGCCGAGAUCAACCACACCGAAGAGAGUGGCUGGACCCCGCUCCACUAUGCAGCCAAAGCAGGCUGUCUGGACAUGGUGCGGUUCCUGGUGGAGAGUGGGGCGUCGGCCAGUGUAGAGUGCCAGGGGGGACGAACACCACUGCAGUACGCUGCCGGAGAUAACCACCAGGGGACGGUUAGCUUCCUGCUACGACGACAAGAGAACAACAUACUGAGACUGCUGGAGGACAGGAAGUUUGUGUUUGACCUGAUGGUGUGUGGGAAGCUGAACUCCAACACUACUCUGGAGGAGCUAGUUCUUCACUCCGCUGCUCCCUUGGACACGGCCGUGCGUCUGUCCCGAGCCCUGGGCCUGGCCGCCCUUAGGGAGAAGGAGCGCUACGUGGACCUCCAGGCGGCAGCCCACCACUGUGAAAGCCUGGCCUCCGACCUGCUCAGCAUGGCCUCGACCGGGGGGAGGGGAGCCGGCGCCGUACUCAGGGCGGUGGACCAUAGAGGGGCCAGCGUGCUGGACUGCCUGAUCGAGGGGAGGCAGAAGGGAGUGGUGGCCCACCCGGCUGUCCAGAAGUACAUGACGGAGGUGUGGUAUGGCAGUCUGCAGUGGGACUCCUGGAGGAUCCUGCUGCUGUUUUUUGGCCUGCUGCUCUGCCCUCCACUGUGGCUGUUCCUCUCACUGCCUCUCAAACACAGGUUCAACACCAUCCCCAUCGUGAAGUUCAUGAGCUACCUGGUGUCCCACGUCUUUCUCCUGGCCCUCUUCAUCCUCACCAUCGCCUACCCCCCGCUGAAUCCCAUCCACCUGGGUCACCUGCUGCCUGGAUGGAGUGAGUGGCUGCUGCUGGCCUGGCUGGGGGGCAUGCUGGUGUCUGAGCUCACCCAGCCAGGGGAGCGCCACGGCCUAGCCUGGAUCCGAGUGCUUGUCCUGGGCUUCUCCGCCGCUGCCUUGCUCUGCCAUCUCCUGGCCCUGGUUCUCCAGCUCUGGCCCCCCUCCCAUCUCCACUGCCUUUUCACCCGGAACGUCCUACUAGCCGUGGCCAUGACUCUAGGCUUCAUCCAGCUGCUGGAGUUCCUGACCUUCCACCACCUGUUCGGCCCCUGGGCCAUCAUCAUCAGUGACCUGAUGAAGGAUCUGGGAAGGUUUGCCGUCAUCCUGGCGCUCUUCCACACCGCCUUCACCAUGAGCUUGUGUGCCGUCUACAAUGCCACCUUUGUGAAGCCGGAGACAGCAGGCCACACCCCUCGGGAGGUGUCGGUCCUGCUCUUCUUUGCCCUUUUCGGCCUGACGGAGCCUAAAGAAAUGCCUACGUUAGUGGGCUCGCCCCCAGCUGCCGGCGUGGUCGCCCAACUGGCGUUUGGCAUCUACCUGGUGGUGACGGUGAUCGUGCUGAUCAACCUGCUCAUUGCCAUGAUGAGUGACACCUACCAGCGCAUUCAGGCCCGCUCGGACACUGAGUGGAAGUUUGGCCGGGCCGUGCUCAUACGGGACAUGAGUAGGAAGUCGGGCACGCCGUCUCCAUUCAACCUCUUCACCAACCUCUUCUUCUUCGCCAAGGUGCUUUGCAAACAUGGAGGUAAGAUCUGCUCUACAGAGGGCCGGGACCUGAUGACUGAAGAGGAGGAUGCAGAGGGUCUGCCUGGGCCUGACCCCCGCUCUCUGGACAUACCAGCUCACACCUCCCUGGGCUGGAUGAGGACCAACAAAAGGACACAGAUUCUACCUGAGGAUGGCCAGGCCCAGCCCCUCCCCUCCAGCUCCAGGCUGGCUGGCCAGGUGCGCGUGGAGCAAGUGACAGACUGGGCUGUGGUAGUCCAACGCUACCUGGCGCUGAGAGGACAGGGGGACAGAGCCAUGCAGGAGAGGGACCCUGGUACUGGCCCUGCCCAGCACCCUGACUGAUCCAGUCCAUCCAGAACCAGGACUCAGUAUCUCUGACUAACUCACCCACACUUGACUUAUUAGGCUGCAUCCCAAUUCUCCACCAUUCUCCCACAGUGUGCACUUAGACUUUCUGAGCUUUACCCAGCAGUAUCCUUAGGACCUUAGCCAAGCCUUGUCGGGACCCAGCAUCUUUAGGAGCCUGCACACAGCUUAGCCCGACUCCCAGGACCCCAGCCUUGACAUUAACAUGAGCCUUGAAUACUUACUGGACAGUAUGACUCCAGCCCUGCCUUACCAAUGGCCCAAUUCUGCCAUGGCCUACAACAUCACAGCAACAACCUGUGAAACAGAACUACUAGCACCAAACACACUGCCUUUAUUAUCAGCUGUCCGUGUAUACAUUACUCUCACUCACAAUUGACCUGAUUGUCCACAAUGGUAAAUAACUUGUGAUCCAGUGCCCAGGGCCCAAUUUUUCAAAAGCUAUCUGAUUAAAUGCAAAGAAAUAGAAUAAAAAGAAAGGGCAUAUAAUUUAGUUAAAUGGGGACGCCUGUUCUAUUCGUUCCAUUUCUAUGCAUUUAAUCCUCUCCGAUUGCAGAAAUCCGAUCAGAUAACUUUUGAAAAACUUGUCCCAGGCUAUGGUUUAUAGCGUGUAGCUUCUAAUAUUGUCCAGUAGAGGUCAGUAUUAGACAACUUUCUGUCAGGGUUGUUUGAUGAGCCUUGUGAGAGAUGUAUGAGCCUGUAAAAACAUGCGAGAGAGAAGAGUUGAUUUAUUAGGGAAAGAGGAUACCUAGUCAGUUGCACAACAGAAUGCAUUCAACCAAAAUGUGUGUAACACAUUUAACCCAACCCCUCUGAAUCAGAGAGGUGCAGGGGGCUGUCUUAAUCCAGUUCAAUGGCACCGGGGAGCAGUUGUUGGGGGUUAAUGCCUUGCUCAAGGGCAGGACAGCAGAUUUUUCCACCUUGCCGCUCAGGAAUUCAAACAAGCCACCUUUCGGUUACUGGCCCAACACGCUUAACUGCUAGGCUACCUGCCGGACCACUAUUAUAGUGUAGUAUUGUACUAUCAUCAUUACUUUCAUGCGACAGUGCCUUGAUUAUGCGUGACGUAGCAUUUCAUUAUUUUUUCUUUUCUAGGGACAGUAUUGAGAAAAAAUGUGUUCUUUGACAAAUGAACCUGGUGUUACUGAAACACCUGUUAUUUUUUUAACUCAAUGGCAGUAGAUAAGUGUCUACGUCAGCUCUGCCAAACAGGACACUUACCUGGAGUCUACAUGUCCACAUAAACCUCCUAUUUUACAAUAUACAUUAUAUCAUGCUUCCUUCUACAGUUAAAUAUGUUUUUAUAAAAUUGUUAUGAAUAGUGUUUAUUGUAGUGACGUGUUUAGAGAAAAGUAUAAUUGUAUUAUCAUGAUAUAACAUGAGUUACUCAGUAAUUCCAUUACUUAAUGAAAAUGGUCAAACCUGUGAAAGCAAUAGGAGGUCAAACUGGUCUGCUUUCUCUGCCACAUCAUUUACUUUAUUAUGGGUCACUCCUUCUCCCCCCUCUCUCUUUCUCUCUCUCCCCUCCCUUCCCUCUUCUAUCUUGACAUUAUGGCUAAGAGCUAGGAAACAGGCCUGUAAACGUAGUACCUUCCACUCUCUUUAUCAUUGAACUAAACUAAACGCUGCAGCCAACUGUGCUUCUUCCAUUAAUUACGCCAGAGAUAUGGGGGGAAACCCUUCGCUCUUCUCAUUCUAUAAGAUUAACCUCGAGGAUGUUGUUUUUACCUGGUCAGACCAGGAUGAGUACAGUGUGCCCGGGGAGUGAGAUUGAUGUGUUUGAAGCAUAUAACAUAUAAGAAUUCACAAUGAAUAGGACUCAGCUUAACGUAACUCUAAACAGAGAAUGAAAAUAGGAGGUAAAUAACUCAGGGUGCAUUUUAAAUGGCACCCUAUUCCCCAUAUUUAUUCACUGCUUUUGACCAGAGCCCAUGAGGUCAUAGGGCUCUGGUCAAAAGUAGUGUGCUAUAUAGGGAAUAGGGUGCCAUUUGGGACUCAAGCCCAAGUUUCUCAUCUUUCUCACCUCUUUGAGUGCCUUGCAGUAAUCACUGACUCUAAAAUGUCCAGACUUGUUGAGCCAACUUCUAUGGUUCAUAGAAACCUUUAAAAACAUCUGUAACCCCUCAUUCUAUUGUAUUGUUAUGUUUUAUACAACCUAAACUUCAAUAAAGUUUUAAGUCUGUAA
Molecule: messenger RNA, 7275 nt
Organism: Salvelinus namaycush (lake trout)
Lineage: Eukaryota; Metazoa; Chordata; Actinopteri; Salmoniformes; Salmonidae
Gene: trpn1
Product: transient receptor potential cation channel, subfamily N, member 1
Exons: 30
Coding region: 198-5066 (1622 amino acids)
Biological process (GO): calcium ion transmembrane transport; GPI anchor biosynthetic process
Cellular component (GO): glycosylphosphatidylinositol-N-acetylglucosaminyltransferase (GPI-GnT) complex; membrane
Molecular function (GO): protein binding; calcium channel activity
Source: RefSeq, a predicted model, not a curated record